This is a messenger RNA of Esox lucius (northern pike), 1992 nucleotides long. Its product is annotated as protein MCM10 homolog. NCBI's taxonomy places the organism in Eukaryota, Metazoa, Chordata, Actinopteri, Esociformes, Esocidae. Gene Ontology annotation, biological process: DNA replication initiation; DNA replication. Gene Ontology annotation, molecular function: single-stranded DNA binding; DNA replication origin binding. The record is from RefSeq and is a predicted model, not a curated record. Gene Ontology annotation, cellular component: replication fork protection complex; nucleus.
AUGGCAUUGGGAAAGCCUUCGGCUGGCCAAGACACGUGUGGCCUGGCCAAGCUACAGUCAUCUUCCAACUUCACCGCCCAGCUGAGCAGCGCCGAUCUGUUCAAAGACAAAGGUCAAAGAACAGCUCACCAGCUGUCUGACCUCCAUGACCUGGAAGUAUAUGUAUCUCUCUUCCUGUUUGGUGAAGUGCAUAAGGAGCACUGGACGACUGAGCCUGGUACCGUGAUGGGAAUCCCAAACCCCAACCCCAUGAAGCCUAAAGAUGGAUAUGAUGGGGUCUCCUUGUCUGUGGACCACCCUCAGAAAGUGUUGUUGAUGGGGGAAGCUCAGGACUUUGGCACAUGUAAAGCAGCCAAGAAGAACGGAGAGCCCUGCUCUCAGAUUGUCAACCUGUAUGAGUGCCAUUACUGCCAGUACCAUGUCAAGGCCCAGUAGAAGCAGAUGAGUUCCCAGCAUGCCGAACUGCAGUCAUCUUUCUCUGGGAAGGUCACAGGGAAGGUCAAGGGGAAGACCAACAGCCUGAAUGGAUGACUCUGUCAGACAGGUUUGCCAUGUGGUGGCCUCUCCUCACCAACCUGCAGUGCCGCACUCCCAGGGGGCCCUACUGUCCCUGAAAGCCGCCUCAGUGGUCCCCAGGGCCCCGCUUCCCCCAACACCCCCACACUGGGGAGGGGCUUCAACGAGGGGGAGGAUAUCUUGUUUUUUGACGAUACUCCUCCCCCACCCUCAGCAGCACUAAGCCUAUCAGCCGCCAAAUUGGCUGCUCUGAAGAAGCUGAGAAUGAAGGGGUCAGGGCUGACCAGGGAAGACCCCAACUCUGUGAAGAGGAAGAGGAGCAACAGUUCGGCCAUCACCGUCAGGGUGCAGAAGAAUCUGUCCUCACCUAAUGUCAUCUUCCUCUGGGAAGGUCACAAGGAAGCUCAAAGGGAAGACCAACAGCCUGAAUGGAUGACUCUGUCAGACAGGUCUUCAUCUGGCUCCAAGAAGCCCACCCAGACCACCCUGGGGAACCUGUUUGUGAAGGGGGCCAACCAGCUGGCCAGCCAGGCCAGGAGUCUGGCCUCGGUGUCUGACAAUGUGACUGGCUGCUCAGACGACUUCAAGGACCUGCUUUCCUUGCCGACCCCUGGAUCCCUUCAGCUGAAGAAACACCUCACCAAACCCUCAAGUAACUCGUCUGCUGCAGGGGUCCAGUCUAUCUCGGCCUCGGACCUCCUGAAACAGCAGAAGCAGCUAUUGGAGAACCGUCGGCGGAGAGCGGAGGAAAUCUGGCCCAGAGUACUCCAGAACUCAGCUAGGUUGGGGGUGCCCAGGGCCCGUCCUCCAGCCCGGGGGGCUCUACUGUCCCUGAAAGCCGCCUCAGUGGUCCCCAGGGCCACCCAGAGCCCCCCUUCCCCCAACACCCCCACACUGGGGAGGGGCUUCAACGAGGGGGAGGAUAUAUUGUUUUUUGACGAAACUCCUCCCCCACCCUCAGCAGCACUAAGCCUAUCAGCCGCCAAAUUGGCUGCUCUGAAGAAGCUGAGAAUGAAGGGGUCAGGGCUGACCAGGGAAGACCCCAACUCUGUGAAGAGGAAGAGGAGCAACAGUUCGGCCAUCACCGUCAGGGUGCAGAAGAAUCUGUCCUCACCUAAUGGUGAACAGCCUGCGGUCGAGGAAGAAGAGCCCGCCCAGAAAAAGAGGCGGGAACAAAACAAUUAUGUCCAAUCAGAGGAGUUCAAGAAGAUCCUCAAUGCUAAGUCCUGCAAUGGGGCUGAACUUCAGGCGUGUAAGUACACCUACUUCAAGCCUGCUGAUCGCUGUGUGGAGGAGAAGCAUGAGCUGUGUUGGCACGAUGCCACCAAGCGCUUCUUCAAAUGUCCCUGUGGACAGAGAGCCAUCGCGCUGGACCUCCUGCCACACAAACUGCAGGAGAAAUCGGGGCCCAAGAUAGCAGGAGAGUUGCUGCAGCCUCGAGGGGAACAGCCCAUGUUUCUCAACAACAUAAAGUAG